Molecule: messenger RNA, 1165 nt
Organism: Betta splendens (Siamese fighting fish)
Lineage: Eukaryota; Metazoa; Chordata; Actinopteri; Anabantiformes; Osphronemidae
Gene: mrps16
Product: mitochondrial ribosomal protein S16
Exons: 5
Coding region: 492-908 (138 amino acids)
Biological process (GO): mitochondrial translation
Cellular component (GO): mitochondrial small ribosomal subunit; ribosome
Molecular function (GO): structural constituent of ribosome
Source: RefSeq, a predicted model, not a curated record
GCAAUGGGUUUCACCUUAUUAUGCCGCACGGUUGGCUCAUUGCUGGAACCAAUGGCUAAUUUAUCACACUGGUAGUAGUUUGUCGUCAAAUGUCGUCAUUAACAGCAAGUCACCACGGUAUGUUCGAAGCUAAAGAGUUACGUUGUGUAUUGAAAAUGCCCCAGCGUGAUGGAUGUUUCCACUAAGAUAAGUAGCGCUGAUGAACUUCAACAGUUAUACAACAGGAACGCUUGUACCGGACAGCGGUACAACAGCGUCAUCUAGCGUCACUUUCACGCAAUGACGUCAAGCCCGCUGCGUCACUUCCUGUUUCAACAUGGCCGCGCACUGACAAAUGUGACAUUACUACUUCUGCUGAAAGUAAAAGACCCAAAACGCGUUCCUUGUCCCUGCAACAAGUCAGAAAUAUCACAGGAGGGUUUGCUUUAAGCCGUUCAACAUCCUCACAGUAAAGGUGACCUCCUGUGCCACAGGAUCGUUCAGGCAGCACCAUGGUCCAUCUGUCAUCACUCCUCCUAAAGAAGUACCACGGGGGUUAUGUUGUAAUCCGACUGGCUCUUGCAGGCCACAAACAAGCUAACAGACCCUUUUAUCGCAUUGUGGCAGCUUAUAAUAAAAGGGCAAGAGAUGGUAAAUAUAUGGAGCAGCUGGGCACCUAUGACCCCCUCCCCAACACCCACAACGAGAAACUUGUCAGCUUGAACUUUGACCGAAUCAAGUACUGGAUCGGCUGCGGUGCCCACCCCACAAAGUCUGUGGCAAAACUUCUAGGCUUGUCAGGAUUCUUCCCUCUGCACCCCAUGACUGUAACGGAGGCAGAGCGUCGCAGAGCCCGAUUACAGCAGACAGAGACAGCAACAGGAACGGAGGACAAGCAGGAAGAGGGACAGAAGCAGGCUGAAGUGUGAGAAAUAAAGCACAGGACUUGUUUGACUGUGAAGUAAAAAAGGCUUUUGCAGAUCAUUUGUUUUCUAAUUUAAUGGGCGGACUUUUGGUACCAACUUUAGAUGUUGCUUUACUUGUACCCAUUAUUAUUAUUAGCUAUGGGCCUUGAAUAUUAAAACUGAUUCUUUGCAAAAAAUGCAACAUGAAGUUGCAUUUAUGGGCAUGGAGUACUGUUUGCAUUUGUUGUUUAAUGUGAUUUAAUUAAAUUGUUUCAAUAUUA